Molecule: messenger RNA, 1639 nt
Organism: Dendronephthya gigantea
Lineage: Eukaryota; Metazoa; Cnidaria; Anthozoa; Malacalcyonacea; Nephtheidae
Product: polyamine oxidase 1-like
Exons: 1
Coding region: 67-1542 (491 amino acids)
Molecular function (GO): oxidoreductase activity
Source: RefSeq, a predicted model, not a curated record
CACCGGCAAUUUCUGGAAUUGCAUAAUUGUAACAAACCUUUGUCAACUGUGUCUGCGACAUUAGCAAUGAAUAUUCACGUAAAGAUUUUCGUAUUAUUUUGCAUUGUUCUAGCGUUACAGCCUGCCGUAGUGAAGACCAAAAAGUCACGAUUUGUUCAACACUCAAAUGUCUUAAUCCUGGGUGCUGGAAUGUCCGGAAUCAAAGCAGCUGAAACACUUUAUGAUAAUGGCAUUGAGGAUUUCACUAUUUUAGAAGGAUAUGAACGUAUUGGUGGCAGGAUGCGUAAACAAGAAUUUGCUGGGACUAUUAUUGAACUUGGAGCUAACUGGGUGCAGGGUCUUAAGAAUAAUCCAAUUUGGGAGCUAGCUAAGAAAUAUGACCUGCAAGGCAAUUGUACCAUAGCAGAACCAGUUAAUGAACACUAUAUUAUACGAGAUGAACAUGGUAAAAAUGUCACAGAUCAGGGUAACCCAGAAGGAAUGGCGAAAGCAUCUGAUCUACUUCAUAAGAUCGUGCAAGAAAGACGGCAAGCAGGAAUGCGUGAUAUUGAUGUCCAGACUGGGUUACGUCUUGCAGGUUGGCAGCCACAAAAUCCUGCACAAACAUCAAUGGAGUACUUUUAUGAGGAUUUUGAUGCAGCUGAACGUCCACACUUUACUUCAUCAAAAGUUAAAACUUUCACUAAUGGUUCCAUAGAUUCUGUUGAUGGUAAACAGUUUUUUGUUUUUGACCCAAGAGGUUAUGCAGUCAUUGUUGAGGAAAUUGCAAAAAGAUUUCUUGGACCGAACGAUUCUAGGUUACAUUUAAAACAAAUUGUCAAUAGUAUUAAAUGGGAUUCAAAUGGUGUUGAAGUAUCGACAACUACGGGUGAAGUAUACACAGCUAAUUACCUGCUGGUCACAUUUAGUAUUGGUGUUUUAAAAAGCAACAUGGUUAAAUUCACUCCAGAUUUGCCACCUAAGAUUCUUGAACCUAUAUAUAAAAUUGAAAUGGCAGAUUAUAUAAAAAUAUUCUUAAAAUUCCCAAGAAAGUUUUGGGACCCAAAGCAAUAUAUCUUGUAUGCAAGCGAGAGACGUGGUUAUUACCCAGUAUGGCAAGAUCUUGAGAUAGAUGCAGGUAUACCAGAAGCUGGACUUAAUAUUCUCAUUGUUACUGUGACUGGAGAUGAAGCAAGUAGAGUUCAGUACCAGAGUGAUGAGACAACUAAGGCUGAAAUUAUGGCAGUUUUACGCAAUGUUUAUGGCAAAGAUAUCCCAGAUCCAACUGACUUCUUCUACCCAAGGUGGCACCAUGAUCCACUAUUCUUUGGUUGCUAUUCCAACAACCCAAUUGGUAUAUCGCAUGAGGACUUUCUUGCUUUACAAUCCAAUAUUUCAAGAAUAUACUUUGCUGGAGAGGCCACUAAUGAGUUAUACAAUGGUUUUGUACAUGGAGCUUAUUUCAGUGGUAUGAACCGGGCUGAAAAAAUGGUGGAUGAUAUUAGAGCUAAUGGACACCAGACCUCAUUUAUUAAUCCAAAUACACCAGACUUAAUUCAUUGAUCAUCCUGAUUAGGUGGUUAUUAAUUAAUAACAGUAAUUAGUAGAGUAAUGAAAAAUUUGUAAUAUUUUUCCAAAUUGUAUUACAUUGAUUCCAAUU